This is a messenger RNA of Colletotrichum gloeosporioides, 624 nucleotides long. RefSeq lists its product as uncharacterized. The record is from RefSeq and is a predicted model, not a curated record. Lineage: Eukaryota; Fungi; Ascomycota; Sordariomycetes; Glomerellales; Glomerellaceae. The transcript is spliced from 3 exons. The coding region runs from base 1 to 624 and encodes 207 amino acids.
AUGGAAACGGUAUCACGGCUCGCCUUGAUGGCGAUCCUCACGCGCGUCGGCUCGCCAAAGGAGGAGAAGGUGGCGUGGAACGGGUCGAGGGGGUACCUGCCCAUCAUCACGGUCCAAGACUACGACGAGGAGGCGGCGUUGAGGAGGGUGCGGGUGGACCGCUCCUCCGGCGGCGCUGAGGCGAAUGAAUGGUGGGGUCUGAGUCUGGCAGAUGUCGCCUUUGCGGCGUUGCUGGUGAUGCAGUGUGUUUCUGUGGUGUUUGUCGAGGGGUGGGUUGUGUGGAUGGGCAUGUGUGGGGAGGACUUUGAGGUGUGGGUUUGGUUGGCCGAGGUUGCGUCGCCGGGGCUGUUGGUCCUCUUCAGCGUCUCGUUUUCGGGGCUGUUGUUGUAUGGGGUGAAGGCGCGGACGAGGCUGGCGGAUUUGGGGAUGCAGGCUGCCGGGAUGCUGUUUUUUGUUGGGUUUUGGGUUGCGGUUUGGAGGUGGUAUCGAGAGGAUCAGAGGAAGAUGCAGGAGAAGAGGGGGAAGGGGGUGCUUAGGGAGAGGGAGAGGGGGUAUGGGACUACAUCUGGGGGAUUGGCUUUGGAGGAUGAGAGCUGGGAGGGACUUGUUGGUGAGCUUUCGUGA